Molecule: messenger RNA, 1977 nt
Organism: Medicago truncatula (barrel medic)
Lineage: Eukaryota; Viridiplantae; Streptophyta; Magnoliopsida; Fabales; Fabaceae
Product: protein NUCLEAR FUSION DEFECTIVE 4
Exons: 3
Coding region: 87-1745 (552 amino acids)
Cellular component (GO): membrane
Source: RefSeq, a predicted model, not a curated record
UGAAAGACACACAUUAUAAAUAAAUGCAAAACAAGCGUGUCAAUCAAAAGGCACAAUAAAUUCUAUUUUCCACUCAAACUAAAUCAAUGGGAAUAAUCUCCGAUACUCCUUCCGUUUCCACCGCCACAAAAUGGUUCGGUUUUGUAGCCGCCGUUUGGAUUCAAGCAAUCUCCGGCAACAACUACACUUUCUCAAACUACUCCGACGCUCUCAAAUCCCUUAUGCACCUCACCCAAUUACAGCUCAACAACCUCUCCGUCGCUAAAGACGUCGGUAAAGCCUUCGGUCUUCUCGCCGGACUUGCCUCCGACCGUUUACCCACCUGGGCCAUUCUUCUUAUCGGUUCUUUUGAAGGUCUCAUCGGUUAUGGUGUUCAAUGGCUUGUUGUUGGUCAAUACAUUCAACCCCUUCCUUAUUGGCAGAUGUGUGUGUUCUUGUGCAUGGGAGGGAACAGUACAACAUGGAUGAACACUGCAGUAUUGGUGACAUGCAUUCGAAACUUCCGGCGAAACCGAGGACCGGUUUCCGGCAUUCUAAAAGGCUAUGUUGGAUUAAGCACAGCAAUUUUCACAAAUCUUUGUUCAGCUUUAGUAGCAGAUGACCCUGCUUUUUUUCUUCUUACACUUGCUUUGAUCCCAUUCAUCGUUUGUCUCACCGGUGUGUUUUUCCUCCGUGAAGUUCCGGUAGCAAAAACCACCACCGCAGCUGAAGACAGUGAAGAAAGUAAGUAUUUCGGUAUCUGCAACGCCGUCGCCGUUGUGCUCGCCGUUUAUCUCUUAGCUUAUGGUUUUGUACCUAAUGCUAAUACACUUGUAUCAAGAGUUUUCGUUGCUGUUUUGCUUGUUCUUUUGGCAUCACCAUUGGGGAUACCGGUUUAUGCAUAUUUCAAGGGUAGAAAUUCGGGUCGGGAUGGUGGUGAUGUAGAGGGUCAAAGGGUUAGAGAACCAUUGCUUCAAAAUGGUGAAAAAGAAAGUGAAACAACCGUUACCGAUGCUCUCGUGGCUGAGACGGAGGUGGUGGUGAUUAAGGGACAACCGGCAAUAGGGGAGGAGCAUACCAUUAUGGAAGUGAUGAAGAGUUUGGAUUUUUGGAUAUUAUUUGUUUCGUUUCUAUGUGGAGUUGGAACGGGUUUGGCAGUGAUGAAUAAUAUGGGUCAAAUCGGGUUGGCUCUCGGGUAUACGGAUGUAUCUUUAUUUGUUUCAUUAACUAGCAUUUGGGGAUUUUUUGGAAGGAUUGUAUCUGGUUCCGUUUCAGAGCAUUUCAUCAAGAAAUCUGGAACUCCUAGACCUCUUUGGAAUGCAAUAUCUCAGAUUCUGAUGGCUGUUGGCUACAUACUCCUAGCCCUGGCUAUGCCCGGUUCACUUUAUAUCGGUUCCAUUAUUGUUGGCAUAUGUUAUGGAGUGCGCCUUGCUGUUACCGUCCCAACAGCAUCAGAGUUAUUUGGACUCAAAUACUACGGUCUCAUCUACAAUAUUCUCAUCCUCAACCUUCCACUUGGCUCUUUCCUCUUUUCCGGUCUACUUGCCGGUAUACUCUACGAUAUGGAAGCAACAACAACAGAAGGAGGAGGUAACACGUGCGUUGGAGGUCAUUGUUACAGGCUAGUGUUUAUUGUCAUGGCUGGAGCAUGUGUUGUUGGGUUUUUCUUAGAUAUUCUACUGUCAUAUAGAACAAAGACCGUCUACAACAAGAUUUACAUGAGUAAGAGAUCGAAGAAAUCCUCGGUGACAUCAAGUAGCCAAUGAUCCUGAAUGGGUGUGUUCACUAUAUUGUUUAGAACAAUUCUGGGAUUGAUGACAUUUUUGUUCAGUGAUAUCCCAAUUGUAUCCCACUUUAGCAAUCAUAUAGUUCAUUCAAUUUUUAAAAAUAAAACCGGUUUGUUUGUUUUUGAUUCGAUUAUGAAAUGUAAGCAUUCUACAGGCCUCAGUUAUUUUGUAAGAUAUUAGUAAAUUGCAAGGAUUAGUAAAUUCUUUUCAA